Molecule: messenger RNA, 2781 nt
Organism: Polyodon spathula (Mississippi paddlefish)
Lineage: Eukaryota; Metazoa; Chordata; Actinopteri; Acipenseriformes; Polyodontidae
Product: E3 ubiquitin-protein ligase DTX4-like
Exons: 9
Coding region: 783-2615 (610 amino acids)
Biological process (GO): protein ubiquitination; Notch signaling pathway
Cellular component (GO): nucleoplasm
Molecular function (GO): ubiquitin protein ligase activity; zinc ion binding
Source: RefSeq, a predicted model, not a curated record
UUCUGCAUUGUAUUGUGUCGCUGUGUGAACGGCCAGAGCGAAGAUCUCAUCUUGUGUGCGCGCCACGCAUAAUAUUAAUAACAUCGCCUCCCAGAGCCGGCACACCUGGAGAAGUGAUACGACUCGCCGUCCCUUUUUGGUCUUCCCGGAGGAGAAACCGAAUCGGAGGCGGGUGAAGAGGAGAGGAGAGGAGAGGAGAGGAGAACACGCUCCUGCACGCAACACGAUUUGAGCUGCACAUAGAGAAACGAGAGCACCACGGAUUGCAAUGUUCGUGCUGAGCAGAAUGCAAAUGUAACCCUGUUGUUUUUUUUUUCUCUCUCUCCUCCUUACAAAAUGAGACCAGUUUUUCAGGACUGCAGGAGGGAAGGGGCAUGCUCUUGUGAAUUGUGAAAUGCGCGACGGGUAACCCGAGACGUCGAGGGCGUUUUGGGUUCCAUUGUGUUUGGUCUCUCGACGCGGAAUUGUAUUGCAAAGCAAAGCGAACGGAGUCUGGAUUGGAGACGGCAAACGCUGCGGUGGCCCGCUUUGAAGAGACGGGGUGCCCAGAUUUCUUCUCCGUCGUUAUUUCUAACACCGGUGUUGACAUCGAAACACCUGUAAAUGAACCGUGUUAGCAGAAAACCGUGCGAAAUGUUAAUACUGUUCUGAGGUCAUCUCGCUAAUGUGAGACAAGCGAGCGCGGACUGUUCAGGAUAUAUUGUGUUCAAAUGAACCUUUAACGACAAAAAUAUAUAUAUAUAUUUUUUUUUUUCUUUUUUUUAAUAUUUGCAUUUCGAAAAAUGCUCAUGGCAUCGGCCGUUGUGGUUUGGGAAUGGCUGAACGAGCACGGCCGCUGGCGACCCUACAGCCCGGCCGUGUCGCACCACAUCGAAGCGGUGAUCCGAGCCAACCCCCGGGGAGGGAGCGUGGUCCUCGGGCAGGCGGACGGGAAGCUCGCCCCUUACCUCAUCGACCUGCAGUCCAUGCAACAGUUCAGACAAGACACGGGCACGUUACGUCCUGUCCGGCGUAGUUUUUACGACCCCACGUCGGCCCCGGGGCAGGGCGUGGUCUGGGAGUGGGAGAACGAUUCGGGCUCGUGGACGCCCUACGACAUGGAGAUCGGGAUCCCCAUCCAGGCGGCCCGGGACAGGCAGCAGCCCUGGCUGGACCUGACCCCCAUCGGCUUCUGCUACAUCAUCGACUUCACCUCCAUGAGCCAGGUGAACCGACAGACUCAGCGGCGGCGUCGCAUUCAACGCAGGCUGGACCGGACUUAUCCCUUCGUGAGCGGGACCCUGCCCAAAUCCCAGUCCUGGCCCUCCGCCGGGACCGGCCCAGCGGGAGGAGCGAGCGGCAGCGCCCCGCAGCCUCCCUGCAGCUGCCAGCAGUGCCUCCUGGUAAUGAGCGUGAAGGCAGCGGCCGCCACUACUCUCAGCCCGCAGGGUCGCAAGAGCAAAGGGAGCCCCGGUCUGGGAGGCAGGAACAGGAGUCCGAGGUCCACCUCGCUCCCCGCCACUGUGGGAGGGGCUAGCGGCUCUGCCAGCGCCCCGGUCCUGUCUUCCGCCGGUCCGCUCAGCCCCAGGGCGGUGAAGGUUCCCGUGGGCUCAGCCAGCACCGGCACCCUGUCCCGUGCCGGGCUCGCCACGUUGACCCGCCCGGCGCUCCAGAGGAUCGCGAUGGCGCAGUCCCGCGCCCUCAUCGCUUCAGGGGUGCCCACAGUGCCAGUGAAGAACUUAAAUGGGUCCAGUCCGGUUCACCCAGCGCUGGCAGGUAUCACAGGGAUUCUGAUGAGCGCGGCCGGCCUGCCCGUGUGUCUGACUCGCCCCCCCAAACUGGUCCUGCACCCCCCGCCUGUGGGCAAGAGCGAUAUGAAACCCGUCCCGGGCAUAGGCACCUCCUGCCGCAAGACCACCAAGAAACAGGCGCGCCAGGGUAAAACUCCAGAGGAGGUGGUUAAAAAAUAUCUUCAGAAAGUGAGGAAUCCCCCGGAAGAGGACUGCACGAUCUGCAUGGAGAAGCUAGCCUCUCCGUCUGGCUACAAGAAUGCUCCCGGUCAGCCGCUGGUCAAGCCCGACCUGGUGGGCAAGCUGACCAAAUGUGGCCACGUCUACCACCUGCACUGCUUGGUGGCCAUGUACAACAAUGGCAACAAGGACGGCAGUCUGCAGUGUCCAACCUGUAAGACUAUCUACGGGGUGAAGACUGGCACCCAGCCCCCUGGCAAAAUGGAAUACCACGUCAUCCCCCAUUCUCUCCCGGGACAUCCUGACUGUAGAACCAUCAGAGUCAUUUACAACAUUCCUCCAGGCAUACAGGGAACCGAACACGCAAACCCAGGGAAGCCCUUUACCGCACGGGGAUUUCCUCGACACUGCUACCUCCCUGACAACGAGAAGGGGCGCAAGGUGUUGAAGAUGCUUCUGGUUGCCUGGGAUCGGCGGCUGAUCUUCACCGUGGGGGUUUCCAGCACCACGGGUGAGUCCGACACAGUCAUCUGGAACGAAGUCCACCACAAGACGGAAUUUGGCUCUAACCUCACUGGCCACGGCUUCCCGGACCCCAACUACCUGAACAAUGUGCUGGCAGAGCUGAGCGCCCAGGGCAUCACAGAGGAGAGCAUCCAGGAAUGAGGGAGGGGGAGCUGGGCUGGGAGAGGCGGGAUGGGAAUGAGACUCCCGCUGCGUAGCGGUUUGAUCCGUUCCUGAUUUUACUAAGUUUUCCACACACCUGAGCUUGUUACCUAGACACAUUGGGGCUGAUCAAGCUGGUAAUAAAACCUGGACUGGGUGACACUGC